AUGGAGACUACUCUGCUGCCGGAUGGGAUCUUCGUCUCCCCCGCAUUCCUCGCCCGUAUGGCGGAGGGGAUGGUCCCGCUCGACGCUGCGAGGACGACGACGAUCUGCACCGGACGGGACCACCAGGAUUGGGAGGAGGGGAGUGGGGGGACGGAGCAAACCGAGAGGAUGAUGCUGAAGGUGCCUAAGGUGGAGAAGCAGUCGACCGAUGCGGAUCUCACUGCCGCUGCAAAGAGGCUCCCAUUUGAGGUGGACUGCGGGACGUUGAAGUGCCUGUCGCCAGGAUCCCACCGCCUACCGGCGCUGCAGUCUCUCGAGCCAGGUCUCGAUCCGAGGGAAAAGACGCAUUCGGGAUCGAGUGCUUGGGGUGUAGAGCUCGGCUCCGUCGUCGUCGAGCCCUCUCACAAACGGUUCCGCUCGAUCCCGGCGGCGACGCCAUCGUCUACCGCUGUUUCCUUCCCUUCGCCUCAUCCUUUGUUCUCUCCUCCUCACCCUCAGCCUUCGAGCUCCGAUGACCAGCGAGCUCUCCAGGCUGAGAAACCGGCAUCGCGGCAGUUGAUCCCCCCGAAUUUGAGGUCUCGCGUCAGGCGCAAGGGCAUCAGCGAGCGGAUCAGGUUGCUGGCGAAGCUGAUGCCGUGGGAUAGGAAGAUGAACACGAGCACCAUGCUGGAGGAGGCACGCAACUACGUCAAGUUCCUGGAGGCGCAGGUCACCGUCCUCCAGUGCAUGCCGGUGGAGUCUCGGUUCAGCUGCCCUCCCCCUUCCUCCUACGCGACCUCGGCAUCGGUUCUCCGAGGACUAGAAAGACUGACUCGCCAGCAGCUGCUGCAUGUGAUGGUCAGAUCCCCACUGGUUCAAGAUAAGCUCUGCGGCCGCGGCCUCUGCGUGUUCUCCGUGGAGCAGGUGAUCCUGAUGCGGCAGGCCGCUGAGAGGAAGAAGAUCCUCCACCACCAACACCACCAGCUUGAGCAACAGAUGAUUCUGGACAGCGGUUCCACCUCCACGAUUAGCGACUAG
Spirodela intermedia is the source of this 1017-nucleotide messenger RNA. Lineage: Eukaryota; Viridiplantae; Streptophyta; Magnoliopsida; Alismatales; Araceae. The record is from the annotation of a GenBank genome assembly.